Molecule: messenger RNA, 315 nt
Organism: Pseudomassariella vexata
Lineage: Eukaryota; Fungi; Ascomycota; Sordariomycetes; Amphisphaeriales; Pseudomassariaceae
Exons: 4
Coding region: 1-315 (104 amino acids)
Source: RefSeq, a predicted model, not a curated record
AUGUCGCUACUCUUGUUGAAAUAUGUCAAGAUCAGCGAGUGGUCCAAAUUGACUUACGUGCAAUGGUUGGUCCUGGCAAUAUACACUGGUGCAUUCAUCUUCAAUCUCAGCGCCGCUGUGUUGCAGUUUGGCGUGGACCUCAGUUCUACGUAUGGAUCUUGUGAGGUGGCGACUUUGAUAUGUCUUGCGCUCUAUGUUUCAACCAAGCUCGUGAGUCUCAUAUCAAUUCUGCUACCAUCGCUACUUCUGUCCUCACAAACCAAAACAGCUAGUCUGGUUAUUUAUGGUAGAGAAAGCCGUAAGUUCCCCGAGUAA